AUGGUUGUGGACGACAAGACCCUCAAGGUUUUGUCCUCAUGCUGUAGCGUGUAUGACGUCCUCUACGACGGCGUAACAAUUGUAGAGCUGAUUUCGAAGCAGCGCCAGCCACUACCAGAGCUGAACGCGCUGUACUUUCUCUCACCCUCCGAAGAUUCAGUACGGGCGCUCAUAGAAGACUUCAAAGACGAGAAGAAGCCCCAGUACCGCUCAGCUUAUGUCUACUUCGCUUCCCCCAUUCGUCUGUCAAAAUCUGACUCCAGCAAGAUCAUGGCCACCUUAGCGGACUCUCCUACGUUGCUUCCGCGAAUUAGAUGCCUUUUCGAAUUCAACUUGAGUUUUAUUGCAUACGAGCAACGGGUUUUCCAUUUCGGGAUGCCGAAUGCAUUACUCGAGCUGUUCCCUCUUCCUUCGCCGUAUUUGCUCCAGAAAGUAGCGGACGACCUAAUCUCACUCUGCGUUACAAUUGGGCAAAAGCCUGCAAUCCGCUACCACAAAAACCAGCUACCUUGGUGCGAGCAGCUGGCGACACUUGUUCACAAAGGCCUGGAGGCUGAGGAACUGCCGUCUGACCAUCCAGGCACCACGCUCCUUAUCUUGGAUCGCUCGGUGGACCUGGCGCCUCUCUUUAUUCACGAAUACACUUACCAGGCCCUGGCGUAUGACGUUUUGGACCUUCCGGUUUGCUGCAAUGAGCCGCCUAAGAAGUCUUCCCGCGACACUCCAGUAGUCAUGGAGGACGUCUAUGAGUAUGAUGUGACGAACAAUAUGGGCCUUGUUGAAAGGAAGAAGGCUAUACUUGGCGAGCAAGACGAAGUGUGGGUUCGGUACCGUCACCAGCACGUUCAGGAAGUAAAUCAAAGUGUCCAGGAGGAAGUUCAGCUCUUUCUUAAGGAGAACAGCACUGCCAAGGUGCAGCAAAAUAUGGCAACGACAUCAGAGGACACCCUACGGGCGAUUCGCUCCCUUCCACAGUACCAGGAGGCGCUGUCGCGGUACUGGACCCACGUAACGCUCAGUGAGAAGUGCUUUGAUAGACUUCAAGAGCUGAAGAUCAUGACUGUUGGUGCCGUGGAACAGGACCUCUGCUGUGGCGUUGACAAAGAUGGAAAGGAGAUCAGCGCGUCGAAGCUGCAGGCAGCUGUUGGGUCACUGGUUUCUGAUGACACUAUCCGGCCUGAUGAAAAACUUCGACUGCUUUUACUCGAGUUUACGCAGAUCCUUGGUUUGGAUACUGCAGAUCGGGCAAAGAAAUCAAAGCCGGCCCACCGCUUUGAAGACGAUCGAGAGAAGAUUCGACACUUUAAGCAACGGGCGAAACGGGCGCGCUACGAUCUCUCCAGGUUUGAACCUGCAGUCCGCGAAAUCAUGGAAUAUCAUUCAGAACUAUUUGUUGUAGUCCGUUGCCUUCCUGGUGCUGCAGCUGCAGUCAUUGGGCGUUCGACGGAGUGGACAUGGGAAUCGUCUGCCCCUGAGGUUGUGCAAAAGAAUUCUUCGCCAGUUCUGGACAAGUCUAAAAAGGGCCUAAUAGUUUUUAUCUUGGGCGGCAUUGUACAGUCCGAAAUGAGAUGCGCGUAUGAAGUGUCAAAAGAACUGAACUGCGAGGUUUUCAUCGGCGGCACGAAUAUUCUCACACCGAGCCAAGUUCUGAAACAACUGAAGGAGCACGAGCCUGUGAAUUGA
This is a messenger RNA of Eimeria mitis, 1683 nucleotides long. RefSeq names its product syntaxin binding protein, putative. The record is from RefSeq and is a predicted model, not a curated record. The coding region runs from base 1 to 1683 and encodes 560 amino acids. Gene Ontology annotation, biological process: intracellular protein transport; vesicle-mediated transport. Lineage: Eukaryota; Apicomplexa; Conoidasida; Eucoccidiorida; Eimeriidae. The transcript has 17 exons. Gene Ontology annotation, molecular function: syntaxin binding. Gene Ontology annotation, cellular component: plasma membrane; secretory granule.